AUGGGAGCAAUGUUAGUUGUUAGAGUGCUUCGUGUUCUGAAAAUGGCUCGAGUGUCUCAAGUGCGCUAUCGGGAUUAUAAGCAGUGUAGUCUGCAUGACAUUUGGGCAAACGCUCAAAUCGUCGAUUACCGAGUUGAGCAUGUUGAGUAUGUUUCUACUCACGGGUAUUGUAUUCUUCUCCACUAUUAUGUACUAUUUGGAAAAGGACGAACCUCACUCAGACUUCUAUUCAAUACCAGCUGCUUGCUGGUGGUGUGUACAUUCGGGCAAACGCUCAAAUCGUCGAUUACCGAGUUGAGCAUGUUGAGUAUGUUUCUACUCACGGGUAUUGUAUUCUUCUCCACUAUUAUGUACUAUUUGGAAAAGGACGAACCUCACUCAGACUUCUAUUCAAUACCAGCUGCUUGCUGGUGGUGUGUUGUUACAAUGGCAACUGUCGGUUAUGGAGAUGCUAAACCCGUCACUGUGUUUGGCAAACUGGUAGCGACAGCAACAUCCAUAUGUGGCAUCAUUGUGUUGGCAUUCCCAAUAUCGAUGAUCGUUGAAAAAUUUGCUACAGCGCAGCAAAGAGCCAUCGAAGACGAGCAGCUGAAUCAAGCACAAGUCACGGCUGCUGCGAACAACUACCUCUUACGAAGGUUCCCGACGCGACGGAAGGUACGACGUGAACGUGUCAAUGGUACAGUGGCUGCUAGUCCCCUGAUCAGCACAGUUGCUUAG
This is a messenger RNA of Ostertagia ostertagi, 720 nucleotides long. The record is from the annotation of a GenBank genome assembly. Lineage: Eukaryota; Metazoa; Nematoda; Chromadorea; Rhabditida; Trichostrongylidae.